CCAGUCCGCUUUCGGUUUGGCCAUCGCGAAUACCAGCGCGUCGAGCUCAGUAAGAGCGCAGCGUUCACGACGUGCGCUUCGCUCGAAAACGGCCGAUCACGCGGUCAUCGUCCUCCAACUCGUCGACUAAAGUUUCCAAAGAGACAGAGGAACUCAUCUAUCCGCGUCGCGCAUGUAGCCCCCGUAAUCCUGGAUCUUGAAGAAAAAAAAAACAUCGUAAAAGGACAAACGAGGAGUCUGGUAACUGGAUAACGAAUCCGGGAUAGACCGGGUCGGAAGGAAUGAGUCCAAAUAAUUCGGUGGAUCCACGAGAGAAAAGCUCGAUGCUGAAGAACUUACGCAACCGGUAAACUCUAGUUCGUGGAUGCGUGACUGCAAGGAUGCGCGCACGCAGGAGACGGUGCAUGAUAUCCCGGUGACGACGAUCAAAAUUACACGACGUACACGCGCGCGAGCGGACACGCACGAAUCCACGCGAGGGACCAGAGACAACCGCCGAUGAGGCUGGGCCCGAUCAUCCUGUCGUGGGCCACAAUCACGGCCAGCUGGCCGGGCCCGACGACGGCGCGAACCCCACGUUCCCGGGACUACGAGCUCUCGACGGAGUUCUUCCUGGUGCCGUCCGAGAUCGGGCAACAUGGCCUGGCGAGCGUGGCGAGCGUCAUCAGCGUGCCUGCGCCCAAUCGGACCAUCACCGUCUUCAGAUCACCCUCGCCAGGAGUCAAGAAGGGCCAGGAGGUGGAGGUACGACCGACCCCGAAGUCCCUGCUGAAGCAACGACCCUGGGCACUGCCGCUCGCCGCGUUGAGCGCCGCGGCGAUGCUCCUCAUGGCCAGUUUCGAGGUCUUUGUGUUGUUCAAGGCCAGAACAACGGCGCCCAACAGACGACAUUUAUUUCUGGGCCAGACGCUACUUCUGGGCCUCUUUCUCUUGGCGGGCCUUUCGGCUGCAGCUUCCCUCAGCCAAAAUCCGCUGUCUUGCGCCGCAUUCCGGUUGGUGGGUCUACCCGCCGCCCUCGUGUUCGCCGCCCUGCUGGUGAAAUGCGUCUUCCUGCUCUCGUUGAACAGCGGUGUCUAUCUGCCGGCGCCUUAUCAGGCGCUGGUGCUGGCGUUUGCAGUGUUGGUGCAGGUGGCCAUUGUCGGGCAAUGGUUUUACGGCGAACCACCUGCGGUGAUCCAGGUGCAGCAACAGCAGCAAGCGGGCCAAAGCUCGCCAGCGUCCACCUCCUGCAAGACUCCACUCGGACAGAUAGUGGCUUCCCUCGGGUAUCCCGGAGCACUCCUGGUGGCAGUAGCUUGCCUGGCUGUCCGGGCACGCGGUGUUCGGGACAAUAAUCGAGAAGCGGCUUUCAUCGGUCUGGCGGUUGGCCUCUCGCUACCGAUUUGGGUCUCCAGCGCGAUCGGUUCGCUCGCUGCCGGCAGCGAGGACGAUCGAGAGGCCUGGCUGGCUUACGGCCUCCUGGCCACGUCGCUCUUCGUCUUCCUCACGAUGUUCCUGCCGAAGGGACGCCAACUGGCCGCUCUAGGUCGCGAGGGUCCUGCCGCUGUCAUUCGCGAUCGUGACGAUGCCCUCAGCUCGCUUCCCGGCAGCGGCUACUCGCCCUCCUUCUUCCACUUCAAGCCCGCGGAGGCGUCUUUGAAGAGGAAGCUGCAUUAUCAUAGUGCUGAUCGAGUCGCACUGGUCUCGUCCGGGAUACCCGGAUGCAGCGCCUGCAGGCACGGAGGAAGUCCUAUAUACUCGGACGAUGUACAUGGACCGAUGGAGACGUUCGUUUUGCCACCCGGUAUGUACUUGAGGCCGGAGGAUGCCGGAAAUCUCUACACGACCUUGUCGGCCAAUCCCAAUGUGUUCUUUCAGAGGGCGGCUCAUCCCGGAAUGAUGUAUUGAUAAGACGACUCUUAUUGUCGAUGAUGAUAAUAAGUCUCGUUUUUUGUAGAUUGCGAUGCGAUGAACAAUUAUUUUCUCAUUGCUCUGUAAAUAAUUCAUUACAAUAUAUACCAUUAUUCAACUUGAGUGCCUCAAGAGAGAAAGAGAAGAAGCGAUAAAUACCUAUUAUGAAAGUUUUAUAACACAGAUGACUAUCGCGAGAAUGAACAUAUGCGAUUCAUCGUGAAUAAUUAAUGAAUCUAACUUUGUGAAUCAUUGAUCAUCUCAAAAAGCUGAAAGUUAUUUCCAGAUUAAUGUAAUAAACGUAUGA
Molecule: messenger RNA, 2197 nt
Organism: Camponotus floridanus (Florida carpenter ant)
Lineage: Eukaryota; Metazoa; Arthropoda; Insecta; Hymenoptera; Formicidae
Exons: 7
Coding region: 499-1887 (462 amino acids)
Biological process (GO): regulation of synaptic transmission, glutamatergic; G protein-coupled glutamate receptor signaling pathway
Cellular component (GO): membrane
Molecular function (GO): group II metabotropic glutamate receptor activity
Source: RefSeq, a predicted model, not a curated record